AUGCACCCCCAGACAGCGCUGACCCGGCCACUCCUGCUCCUCCUCUUCCUGCACCUGUCGCCUCCAGGAGGUCGUUCCCACCCUCUGGGCGGCCCUGGCCUGGCCUCGGAACUGCCCAGGAUACAGAAGCUGCUGGACCACCUGCGGGACACGGUCUCCGAGCUGCAGGCGGAGCCGGUGACCCUGGAGCCCCGCCAGAACGGCGGCCAUGGCCCUGUCGAAGCCGGGGAGGCCCGGGAGGCAGCCCCCGAGGGUGUCCUCCGGCCUCGCCCCCUCCAGGCCCUGUGGGGACUACGCAGCCCCAAGGUGAUACGCGAUUCGGGUUGCUUUGGGCGGAGGUUGGACCGCACUGCCUCACUCAGCAGCCUGGGCUGCAAAGGUGAGCCCCCACCUUAG
Trichechus manatus latirostris (Florida manatee) is the source of this 396-nucleotide messenger RNA. RefSeq names its product natriuretic peptide B (gene NPPB). The coding region runs from base 1 to 396 and encodes 131 amino acids. Gene Ontology annotation, biological process: receptor guanylyl cyclase signaling pathway; negative regulation of systemic arterial blood pressure; neuropeptide signaling pathway. NCBI's taxonomy places the organism in Eukaryota, Metazoa, Chordata, Mammalia, Sirenia, Trichechidae. The transcript has 2 exons. Gene Ontology annotation, molecular function: hormone receptor binding; hormone activity. The record is from RefSeq and is a predicted model, not a curated record. Gene Ontology annotation, cellular component: extracellular region; cytoplasm.